Molecule: messenger RNA, 2500 nt
Organism: Nycticebus coucang (slow loris)
Lineage: Eukaryota; Metazoa; Chordata; Mammalia; Primates; Lorisidae
Gene: TRIB3
Product: tribbles pseudokinase 3
Exons: 5
Coding region: 294-1370 (358 amino acids)
Biological process (GO): positive regulation of proteasomal ubiquitin-dependent protein catabolic process; protein phosphorylation; regulation of MAP kinase activity
Cellular component (GO): nucleus
Molecular function (GO): mitogen-activated protein kinase kinase binding; ATP binding; protein kinase activity
Source: RefSeq, a predicted model, not a curated record
CAGGCGGCGGCUGAUUAGCUCAGGUUUGCAUCACCCGGGCCGGGAUCUGGAGCUGGCGCCUGGCGCCCUCGAAACACUCGCAGCAGAAGCGGCGCCGGCUCCGCACGCGUCGGCUGUUUGGGGUCCGAGCCCGGGCGGGACCUGGAUCGGAUCCCGACCUCAGCCGCAGAAGUGCGGGCCCCGGUUCACCUGCGCUGCCCCAGAGCACCGGCAGCGCCAGGACCCACGAGGGUCACACGGGCAAGCAAGGACCCUCCCAGGGCCAGACUCAGCAGCAGCCCAGUGAGUGUGAAAUGCGAGCCACCCCUUUGGCUGCUCCUUCAGACACCCCCUCCAGGAAGAAGCAGUUGGAGCUGGAUGAUGACUUAGACACCCAGUGCCCCAUUCGGAAACGAGCUCGAAGUGGGGUCCAGCCCAGGCCAUCCCCCUUCCCACUACCUCUGAGCCCACCCCCUGCUCCAGAUCGUGCUCCUGCUGUGGCCACAGGCUCCCGGCUUGGGCCCUAUGUCCUCCUGGAGCCUAAGGAGGGCGGGCGAGUCUACCGGGCCCUGCACUGCCCCACAGGCACUGAAUACACGUGCAAGGUGUACCCGGCCCGCGAGGCCCUGGCCGUGCUCGAGCCCUACGCGCGACUGCCCCCCCAUGAGCACGUGGCGCGACCUGCCCAGGUGAUGGCAGGCACCCAGCGCCUCUAUACCUUCUUCUCUCGGACCCAUGGGGACAUGCACAGCCUGGUGCGCAGCCGCUGCGGCGUGCCGGAGCCUGAGGCCGCUGUGCUCUUCCGCCAGAUGGCCGCCGCCCUGGCGCACUGUCACCAGCACGGUCUAGUCCUGCGUGACCUCAAGCUGUGUCGUUUUGUCUUCACAGACUCUGAGAGGACAAAGCUGGUGCUGGAGAACCUGGAGGAUGCCUGUGUGCUGACCAGUCCGGAUGACUCUCUGUGGGACAAGCAUGCGUGCCCAGCAUAUGUGGGACCCGAGAUCCUCAGCUCCAGGGCAUCCUACUCGGGCAAGGCGGCUGACAUCUGGAGCCUGGGCGUGGCACUCUUCACCAUGCUAGCCGGCCACUACCCUUUCCAGGACUCAGAGCCUGCCCUGCUCUUUGGCAAGAUACGUCGUGGUGCCUUUGCCCUACCUGAGGGCCUCUCAGCUGCAGCCCGCUGCCUGGUCCGCUGCCUCCUUCGACGGGAGCCCACUGAGCGGCUCACAGCCACAGGCAUCCUGCUGCACCCCUGGCUGCAGGAGGACCGGGUCCCUUCAGCCUCAUCGCAAUCCCACCUCUGCGAGGCUGACCAGGUGGUCCCUGAUGGGCGGGGGCUGGAGGAAGCAGAGGAAGAGGAGGGAGAAAGAGAGGUAGAUCUCUAUGGCUAGGCCACCCUACCAGACUCUCAGCUGCAAACAGUGGAUUGAAUUUGGGGCGUCCUCAAGCUUUCUCCUGCCAUUUUUAACUGAGCCAAACCUUAAGUGCCUUCGAGAAGGGAGAAAGGAAGCCUGUGCAGAGUGUGCUGUGUGCCCGUCAGUGUGUUCUGCACACACACAAGGUCCGCUCGGGCGCUCCCUGUGUACCGAGCUCUCUGGUCUAGGUGCUGGGAACAUAACAGUGAGCAAAGGAGACAAGACUCACUGCUCGCACCACAGAGCUGGCAGGUUAGCAUUCUUUUUUUUUCUUCUUCUUUUUUUGAGGCAGAGAGUCUUACUCUGUUGCCCUGGCUAGAGGCCAGUGGCAUCAUCACAGCUCACUGCAACCUCCAACUUCUGGGCUCAGGUGACCCUCCUACCUCUACACUGGGCACACUUAGUACCAGUGUCAUCUACCACUUGUACUGAUGCUCAGCCACUUCUGCCUGUUGGACAGUCCCUUUCAUAAACAACCAAGCUGCCUUUGUUUUUUUUUUUUUUUUCUGAAACAGAGUCUAACUCUGUUGCCCCAGGUUAGAGUGCCGUGGUGUCAGCCUAACUCACAACAACCUCAAAUUCCUGCGUUCAAGUGACCCUUCUGCCUGAGCCUCCUGAAUAGCUGGGACUACAGGUGCCUAUCACAAUGCUCGGCUAAUUUUUCUAUUUUUAGUAGAGAUGGGGUCUAGCUCUUGUUCAGACUGGUCUCAAACUCUUGAGCUCAAGAGAUCCUCCCACCUCGGCCUCCCAGAGAGCCAGGAUUACAGGUGUGAGCCACCACCCUUGGCCCCCCAGUUGCCUUUGUAUCUUGCACUUUUUCAGAGAAAGGGAGGUAUCCCUGUGCCAAAGGCUGCAGGCCUUUCUCCUGCAAUCAGGACUCCAGAGCCCAGGCUGCACUGGGAAUUGUGCUCCCAGCAGCUCUAUCCUCUUGAUCAAGAGAUUUUCCUUCCAGGCCCAAGCCAAGGAUUUGGGCUGGAAGAAAAAAAUCCUGCAGUGUUCAAACUUUUGGCUUCUCUGCACCUUACUGGAAGAAGAAGAAUUGUCUUGGGCCACACAUUAAAUACACAAACAAAAGCUGAUUAGCAAAAAAAAACAAAAAAGAAAAA